Molecule: messenger RNA, 468 nt
Organism: Cylicostephanus goldi
Lineage: Eukaryota; Metazoa; Nematoda; Chromadorea; Rhabditida; Strongylidae
Source: the annotation of a GenBank genome assembly
AUGGGUUACAAUUAUCACUAUGAUAUAGCCACGAGUAAAGCGAAAGUUAUACUCAAAUUGUUAUUUCGAUGGAGAGGAUCAGUAUGGAGAGCCGUCUAUGUCGAAUAUUUGAUAUGGUUAACCGCUUACGCAAUUCUAACCUUCGAGAAAUUCGCCGCGUUCUGCGACAAGCGACUUGCCUAUAUACCAAUGAGUUUUAUGCUUAGUUUCUUUGUCACGGUAGUGAUAAAUCGGUGGACGACGCAAUUUGCGAACCUUGGCAUGAUCGACAAUAUCGCAUUAUUUACAUCACAACUUGUCAAAGGAAACGAUGACCGAGGGAAGAACUUGCGCCGAAACAUUGUUAGGUACUGCGUCGCUUCACAAUGUCUUGUUUUUCGUGAUAUUCACCUUGGUGUUCGAAGACGAUUUCCCACUUUGGAAACAAUGGUGGCUGCAGGUGAGUUCAUACAACAGGAGCAAUUGUAA